Messenger RNA from Esox lucius (northern pike), 3965 nucleotides. RefSeq names its product activating transcription factor 2 (gene atf2). Gene Ontology annotation, biological process: regulation of transcription by RNA polymerase II. The transcript has 12 exons. The record is from RefSeq and is a predicted model, not a curated record. NCBI's taxonomy places the organism in Eukaryota, Metazoa, Chordata, Actinopteri, Esociformes, Esocidae. The coding region runs from base 657 to 2171 and encodes 504 amino acids. Gene Ontology annotation, molecular function: DNA-binding transcription factor activity, RNA polymerase II-specific; cAMP response element binding.
UAGUUAUUCACUCCAACAUUAAUGAUGGCUUUUGUGGUUGUAGUGAUUUUGAGGGCACCUAAGAACACUAAAGUACUUGGUCAUUAUGCAUAUAAGUCUCCAGAAUACAUGAAAUUUAGGAUGACACUUUCAAUUUUGAGACAGUCAAUGCACCCUACCAACAAGACCUUUUGUCACCUAGCAUUUCCUACCACAAGUCUUUGGGAUGUAGACUACUGCAAUCCGUCACUAGUGGGAUUUAUUAACCACUGCUGUCAACGUGAUAGUUUUUUUUUCUUUCUACCCAAGACUAAAGAACACUGGUAACCUGGAUUUGUCUGUCGUUUCCUCACGCAAAUCACUUUCACUAUUCUAGAUGGUUUUGAUGUUCUGAAGACCGCUUCAUGUAAUAUCUCUGCUGUCAUACCCAAAUAAUGUUGGAAUUAUAACAGCAUCCACUUACUAUCAUACCUGAAUAAAAACAGCGUCUUUGGUCUCUUCACGCCACUUAUGAAUAUAAGUAGAAGCUAAUCGACCAUUCUGAACCGAUGACUGUGUAUCGUGUAUGGGAGGUUCAUGACGUAUACGGAAGACGUUAGUCUCGCGAGAGUUUUUGGACAGACAAGGGGUUUGAUAUUAAGGAUUGAGCCCGUGGGGUAUAAAAGGAAUUUCUGAAUAUGAGUGAUGACAAACCGUUCUUAUGUACUGCUCCUGGGUGCGGGCAGCGAUUUACAAAUGAAGACCAUUUGGCUGUCCACAAACACAAACAUGAGAUGACACUAAAGUUUGGUCCAGCAAGAGACAACAGUGUCAUAGUUGCUGACCAAACUCCUACACCUACGCGCUUUUUAAAGAACUGUGAGGAAGUUGGACUCUUCAACGAGCUUACUAGUCCUUUUGAGCAUGACUUCAAAAAAGCUGCUGAUGAUGACACCAAAAAGAUGCCCUUGGAUUUGUCACCUCUUGCUACACCAAUGAUUAUACGAAACAAAAUUGAGGACCACUCAGCUGUUGAAGCACACCGAGACAGCCCGCUGCCUCACCCGGAAUCUACCACAAAUGAUGACAAGGAGGUAUCUUUGCAGCCGACCUCACUGCCAACCUCUACUAUAGUCCAUCCUGCAUCCCUCCAAGUCCCCAAUGUACUUCUAGCGACCUCAGAGGCUAGUGUUGUUUUACAGCAAGCUCUCCCAUCGCCAACAUCUAGCUCUGUAAUUACCCAAGUCCCAUCCUCUAAUAGACCAAUAGUUCCAGUCUCUGGCACUUUCCCUGUACUCCUGCAGCUUCCUAAUGGACAGACCAUGCCUGUCGCUAUCCCAGCCACCAUCGCAUCCAGUGUACAUAUUCCUACCACCAUUCCUCUUGUCAGACCCGUCACCGUAGUGCCUAACGUCCCCGGGAUCCCUGGCCCCCCCUCGCCACAAGCCAUCCUGCCGGAAGCUAAGCUGACGUUGAAGGCGGUAUUGAGCCAGGAGCUCCCUCAGGUAACCAGUGGAGAGGCUGGUGAUGUUCAGAGCAGUGCCAUGACCCACACUGCAUCCCUGGCCCCAUCCCCUGCUCCUUCCCAAGCCCCUUCCCCCGCUCCAACUCAAGCCCCAGCGGAAGAACCCCGCCCCCAGGCGCUCCAGCAGCCUGCCACCUCUACCACUGAGACACCUGCAUCCAAAGCGGCCCCUGCACAACACACCCCAAGCACAGGGGGCCGACGGCGCAGAGCCACAAGCGAGGACCCAGACGAGAAGAGGCGCAAGUUCCUGGAACGUAACCGAGCAGCGGCGUCACGAUGCAGGCAGAAGAGGAAGGUCUGGGUGUCUUCGCUGGAGAAGAAGGCAGAGGACCUCAACGCCAUGAACGGACAACUCCAGAACGAAGUCACCCUGCUGAGAAGUGAAGUGGCUCAGCUGAAGCAGCUCCUCCUGGCUCAUAAAGACUGCCCAGUAACCGCCAUGCAGAAGAAGUCUGCCUAUCACCCGUCUGAGAAGGAGGACAGCUGUGAGGAGAUGUCGGUCCCGGGCAGCCCCCAGAACGAGGCCAUCCAGCACAGCUCCGUGAGCACCUCCAAUGGAGUCAACGCCUCCAUGGCCUUGGCUCCGGCCCACGCGCCCACCACGGCAGACCGGAGCGUGGCGGGAGGCAGGCCCGUGAGGGGCGCUGCCCUGUCCACCACCCAGACUCCUCCCUCAGGGAGCUGAUGGCCCCCAGCGCGCCCCAGGCCCUGGUCCACUAGAGGAACUCACUCGGCUUCAGUUUGGACUAUACUGUCUCUGUCCAUUGAUUCGCUCCUUGUUCCUUUAGAUUCCCUUGAAAUGCUUUGUUCUUGUCGAAAUGGUCUGUGGAUAAUUGGUAAAGGUGUAAGAGAAGGCACUUUACGAAAAGGGUUUGACAAUGGAAUUAAUUGUUUUAGUCCAAGUCUGUUGGUAUUUAUUUAAUUUAUUGGCUGUGCGCACAGGUCCUUUUUGUGUUGGACUCCUGUGAACUAUAAAGGUGAAUGAUUGAAUCAGUGCAUUUUCAAUGAGACUUUUACCAAAGUGUGUUUUUUCUCACUGGGAUUUUUUUUUAAUGUCCUUAAGCACUAUCUUUCUCUUACAGUGAGAAGACAGAAGGAGCAGUCACUUGUUUUAUUUUUGCCUUUUCCAUUUUGCACAUGAAGAAAGAUUAGGGUUUACCUUUUUAGUGUUUUGACAUGAGAUGUAUUGGCAGCUUUUAGGGGCACAGUGGUUUUAAAUACCGGUAUUGUUACAAAACGUCAAUCGCUGAAUCCGAUUUUAACGGACAACCUUUUUUGUGAGUGAAUAGUGUGGCUAUGUCUGCCGGUCGCACUAUGUGGUGUGAAUGUUCAGAGUUGCCUCCACUUGUAAAAUAAUCUUCAGGAGGAGCUUGUUAGAAUUCUGUGAGUAUUCUUUGACCAACAUUCCAUCUGUAGUCUGAUUGUUCCAUGGAGCAGUGAUUGUAGGAUUGCAGUACAUUUUACAUUACACAAACAUAUUGAUGUUGACUUAACCAUGUGCCAUUAAUGUUGUUUAUCACACAGGUUGAUUUGUGUCAUUUGAAUUAGGACAAAUUAUCCCUUAAUGAGUGUUCCCAGGUACAUCUUGUCUUGUUAUAAAGAUCAUACUUCUGAGGGUUUCGGCUUUCUGAGUGACUGUCCAUUGCUCUCAUGUUUGACACUGAACAAAUACUGCUGUGGAAUAAACCCCAGUUAAUACAUGAGUUAAGAAUAGGACAUUUGAGGACAUUGUAAAUGACAUCAUUACUCUUACUUUGUGAUCUUUCCAUGUUAGGAAAUGUUUUAAAGAGUGGUUUUAACCAUCCAUUAAAGUUGUAAUGAGAAACUUUUUUUUAUUUUUAGUAAUGACAGAUCAACUUGAGAAACCUUCAUUGGACAUCAGCCUAAAACAAAGGUUCUGUUUGUCUUACGUAGUACAAAAUCUUUAAAAACACAACAUGUAAAUAGAAUCAUACUGCUGCACCCAAAACUUACUGACCAAUUCAGGAUGUACUAUGUUUAAAUUGAUCUAAUUCUGCUUUUAAGCAUAGUGACGAUUACAAAAUAAUAGUAGGUUGCAAAUCACACCAUUAUUUUAAAUCAAAUUGCCUUUUGUCUUUAUAUGUAUUGGCUUACUACUGUGUAGUUUAAUGAGACGCAAAUGCAUUGUUUUUCUUCAGUAAUCAUCUACUGCUCUUUUUUUAACAGGUGUUUUGUACUGUCACUGUUAUGUGCUCUGCAUGAUAAAAUAAUUCUCUGAGAGAAUAAACUGAUAUUAAAUAAUGUCUCAGUCCAAUAAGUAACAAAAAACGUUUCACCUUGAGUUGAAACUAGAUGGUCUUAAGUUUAUGAAAGGUUUUGUAAAUUGUUUUACCUCUGCUUAACUGCUUUAAAGGGGUGUGAUAUUGUGUUGGCAGUAUACUUGUAACUUGUGAAAGUUAUGUAUAAUGUCUAAUAAAUAAGAUGUUGUAAUAAAACUUUUAAUAUCUCUUUAAACCCA